AAAGAGAUCCACAUCCACAGCUUAGAGUCUCCUUCUAGCGGGCAAACUUUCAUCCGAGUUAACAUAAAAACACAAAAAAGAAAGAGAAAAAAAAAAAAAGGAACAACAAAAAAGCACAAACGGAAGUCAGUCCCGCAAAGUAUCUGUGACUAUAGGAGUCGAUUCCGUCUGUCUUCUCGCACUCUGUGGGACGAUAAGACAUCGCCGGUCUUUCCUCUCGAUCCCUUCUCUUAGGGACGUCGUUCAUCCGUCCUCCUGUGUACGUGAGUGUAAUGCUAUUCGGUCGUGAUUCAUUUCUGCUGGCGUAAUUGAAACGACAAAAAUAGGCGAAAGGCUAAACGCAAACGAAAAAGUGCAACCGAAAAACAUGGCGGUCUGUUCGCUAUUCAAGUGUCCCGUGAUCUUCCUGCUGUUAAUCGCCAGUUCUCUACUCAACGUCGCUUUAACGGAUGAGCCAACGUUUACUCAAUGCCGAGUACACAUCGAAGCGGCCAUCAAAGGCAUCGGACCUGACGGCCAACCGGAACCAGCAAGCCUUUUGGAAGAGCAUCCUGUCGAAGAGCAACUAACUGAAUCUAUUGCCAACCAAGAAGAAGAAUACCACGAAGCGCCCCCUCAAGAGCAAAUAGCGGAGGAGCCUGUUCCUGAAAUCAUUGAAGCAGAGGAACACGACGAUAAGGGCCAAGAGGACGGUGACCAAGACGAGAAAGAAGAGACGAAUGACACAGAUGACGCUUCUGAGGAAGACCAAGUGGAAGACAAUGACGACGAUCUGGGUCAGGAAGAGGAAUCCCACCCAGAAGAAGCUCUCCCAGUCGAAGAACCUGAACCAGCGUACGAAGAAGAAGUGGUGGCUGAAUAUGUACCAGAAGAACUAUCAGAGCCCGAAGUCCAAGAAGAAGAGCCCGUAGUGGAAGAACCACUUCCUGAGGAGCCUAUCCCAGAACCUGAGCUCGAACCUGAGCUCGAACCUGAGCCUGAGCCUGAGCCCGAACCGGUGCCUGAACCUGAGCCAGUCCCAGUGGUCGUCGAGGAACCCGAGCCAGAACCCCAACCCGAGCCAGUAGUUGUAACUGAGGAACCCGUACCAGUCCCGGAACCAGAGGUACCUGCCGUCGUAGAACCUCAAACAGUUGAAGCCGCUGCUCCCGUAGAGGCAGCCGCUGUUCCCGAAGUCGCAAAGGUGAUUGUCGAUGACCCAGCCGAAGGAACCAUCGAAGAAGCUCCGGAAGUGAGGCGAUCCAGGGACCACAUCGCUGAAAUUUUACGUCUUGGAGAAGAGCCCGAAAACAAAAUGAUACGUGACGGCAUCGUUCUUAACGUCCUCAAGGAUGUCAAAAAACUUGUCGAAAAUUCUGUUCGAUCUCUCGAAAAUAUUUUCAAGUAUAACGACGUCUCCAACCGCAACUUUGGAGAUUCCGAAAUCUUCUCCAAACCCCUGGUGCUCUUUUUGGGUCCAUGGAGUGGUGGAAAAUCCUCCAUCGUCAACUACCUUCUCGGUACCGAAUACACGCAGAACGCUCUGAAGACAGGUGCCGAACCGUCCGCCACCUUCUUCCAGAUCCUUAUGCACGGUGAGACUGAGGAAAUGUUGGACGGCACCCAAUUGGCUGCCGACUGGACCUUCUCUGGUCUCCAGAAAUUUGGCCAAGCUUUCAUCGAUCGACUACGUGGCAAGCGUUUGCCCAACAAGCUUCUCGAAAAGGCCAACAUCGUUGAAGUGCCCGGCAUUCUGGAGGUGCGCAAGCAAGUGGACCGUCCUUACCCAUUCAACGACGUCGUCCAAUGGUUUAUCGACCGAGCCGACAUCAUUUUUGUCGUAUACGAUCCUACUAAGCUGGAUACAGGAAUUGAACACGAAGCUCUCUUCGAUCAGCUCAAGGGACGUCAAAAUCAAGUCCGCGUGCUGUUGAACAAGGCCGACUCCGUAACGCAAGAAGAGCUUUUGCUCAUCCAGAACAACUUGGUGUGGAACUUGUCGCCAUUGAUGGCCAGCUCACUACCUCCCACUCUCUACGCCGGUUCAUUCUGGUCCAAAGCUUACAAACCCGAUGCUCCGGUCCGACUUCUUCGCUCACACGAGAACCAAAUGCUGCAAGACCUUCGCGACACGCUCGACAACGUGGUAGAAAACACUAUCGCCGAAGCCCGCCGCCACGCUGUUCGAGUCAGGAAUCACGCCAAGAUGGUCGAUUGCUAUCUGACAACUUUCUUGAACCAGAAAGGUUUCUUUGGAAACAAAAAGGCUGUCGCAGACGAUAUCAUCGAGAACCCUCACAACUACCACAUCUUCGAAGGACUGAGCACUUUAAGCAACAUCUCACGCUACGACCUUCCCGACGCUGAAGUCUACAAAGACUUUUUCCGCCUUCACCCACUCUACGAUUUCAAGCCGCUCGCAUCAACUUGCACCUUCUUCCGCGGCUGCCCGCUCGACAAGCUCGACACUGCCAUCGCCUAUGAGCUGCCAGAGCUUGUUGGCAAAUACAAGAAGCGGUUACAAAGCAUUGUCUCCAAAAAACCGAGCCAUUAGAUCUACCUAUCCCACUUUCAUCUUCAUUAACGAAGUGCCUUUUUACUUGAAACCCUGCCUUUUAAAGUAACCUUUUCGUAGCGAUAGAAUCCUAAUUAAAUAUUUGUGAAGGAGGACCCAAAAAAAAGUUACAGAAACAAAAUCGAGUGCUCUUCCUUAUGGAUCUGAUUGUCUGUUCAUCCUUAAGCUGGAUCAUAUCUUUGGCUGACGCUCAAGUCUGUUCCAACGUCAAAAUGGGAAGUGGCGGAGCUUAGAUUAGAAGAAAAUGUAAAUGAAAUAGGCCAAACCAGUGAACAAAUCCCAUUACUUGAAGGUGAUUCCCCCGUCGCCAUUGCGGGUGAUACGUGCAGAAAAAACCACGAAUACACAAGGUCUACUGAAUAAAAUGAAUAAGUACUUA
Molecule: messenger RNA, 2933 nt
Organism: Daphnia magna
Lineage: Eukaryota; Metazoa; Arthropoda; Branchiopoda; Diplostraca; Daphniidae
Product: sarcalumenin
Exons: 10
Coding region: 368-2533 (721 amino acids)
Molecular function (GO): GTP binding
Source: RefSeq, a predicted model, not a curated record